GGAAGCCCACCAUGUUAGGACAGUUAGCUCACAUGAUAGCUAGCGACAUUCUGAGUAAUGAGAAUACAGUGUGUGUGUAGCAAAUAGCUGCGCAGUUCACCGAUUAUAGCUGCAUAUUUAUCAAUGAUUCUUUCAGUGAAUUUCUCUGGGAGGAGCAGAAUGAACCGUUUUAACCCCACCGUUCCCGCUGACCAAUAUCUCGCGGACAGCAAUGUGUUGUUCUACUUGAGUGAUGCUGUGACCCAGCUGCUAGAGCACAAAGAGGAAUACACCCAGUUCGGAGUGAUCCGCUACUUCGCUGAAUAUUUCAGCAGUGUGAAGAACAGUAACCACGUCCUCUUCAGAGAGUUUAACUACAUCCAGGCCACUCCACAUAACAGAGCGUCUUUCAUUCGAGUAUUCUGGAGAUGCUACAGACAGAUCGGCAAAAGUGGAGAUUUGCUCUCCAUGCUGGAGUACAGGUCUUUGCUGCAGUUACUGUGUCCAGAUUUCCCGGUGAUGUUGGUGCAGAGUGCAGCCAGAAUUGCUGUGAUGGACGACAGCAUCGAUUGUCUGAUAUCUUUCUCUGACUUCCUUUAUGCCUUCCAGCUGCAGUUUUACUACCAAGAGUUCCUGGACAGUGUGCUAGUAAUCUACCAGGAUCUGCUAGCAGGGAAGAGUCCCAACACGGUUAUUGUCCCAACAUCCACCUCCAUCGAGCAGAUCCCAUCUGUGUUCACAGAGGAGAACAAGGAGGAGGAGCAGAAGCAAGAUGGGGUGGAGCCGUCCACUCUGGCUCUCUGUAUAGAUGCCCUGUGUGAUAGGUCCAAACAUAGUCAUCCCCCCAGGUCAUGUAUGAGGGAAAUCCUGAAGCAGACUGACAGAGUUUCUUACUACAGCUUCCUCAUGAGUCUGGCUAAACAAGAGACCAUCAACCAAACUAUAGGAGUGUUACCCAGUAAUGCAGAGCUGCUCAUUGAUCCAGAGAUGGACCAGGAACUUGACAAACUGAUUGCUCAAAUAUCAGUGAGUCCUGGCAGCAAUAGCAGCAGCAGUGCUGUGGGGGGGCUAAAGGAAGUGCAGAGGAAGGCAUCCCCCAGGAGGAACAUCCAUCACAGAAGGAGGAUGGAAGUGGAGAGUGAUGGCUCCACUGAAGAGACUGACUCAUCUGAAAACUGAUCUCUGAUCACAUAUUGACCUGUCGCCUGCCAUCUCAAAGGCAUUUCAAGGCAGAUGACUGCCCCUCCUUGAACAGCCCUCCUAAAACCAGGCGAUUUUUCUGGAGGUCUCUUUCUCCGCUGCCAUCAAGAGCUGCUCAUACAGAGCAUCUGAUCGCUGUGGUUCUUGCUAAUAUUUUAGGGUUCUUACCUUAGUAUAUAAAGUACCUUGAUUCUGUCAACUAGUAGUGUAUAAAUACAAUCAAAUGGUAUAUAUUACAUUGUUGUACUGCAGUCUUUAUAACAAAGCUAUCUUUGACACAUUGCAAAUGGACUACAACAGAAGAACCAGUCACAGUCAAAUGGAAUUGAAAAUGUGUUCACAUAAAAUAAGAGUAAUAUUGUUAAUUAAGUCCAUUUAUGUUUCUAGUAAAACACUCCAUUAACUAUCAUUGCAGCAUGUCUUGAAAAAUGUGCUUUAUUGAAUUUUACUGAAGUCCACUGGGUAGUUAUUUGAGCAAUGAUUUUGAAGCCUCUACCCGAAUGAGUGGGGAGAGAGUAGUUACUUUGAUUUUCACCUGAACUUAAAAACUGUAUGUAUAGAAUCACAAUGCAAAUGAUAAACACUGUUUAAAAAGUUCUGCAUUUUCCCCCCAAAUCAGGUGAAGAUUGCUUUCCCUGUAGGUUUUACUUCUAUACAACAUAAUAGCUUUAUAAACAACUCACUCCACAGUGAUAGCAUGGUCAACAUUCUGGCUUAUGCACCAGAACAAUCAUGUAAGUUCUUUUUAAUUUAUCUGAAAUAUCUGCAAACAAAUUGUCCCCUUAGUGCUGGCUGAUUGAGUAUUACAUAGCCAAGCUGAAUAUUCAUUAACAAUAUAUAUUUCCUGCUAGUUUCUCGUCAUAUUUCCAGGCAUUUUUUUGAUGGUGAAGCAAGUAUUAAAUUAGGUCUACAUGGUAUGAAAAAGGUCUUGAAAAUGAUCUCUUGAAUGCUGUAGAAAUGCUGUGAUACCAGCAAACUAACCUCAUAUUAGCUCAUCGUCUUCAUCUGGGUGAAUGUUUCCUGCUUCUUUGAGGGUGGCAGUAACAAUGUCAUUAGCUUUAUGUAUAUGCUAAUAUAUGUUUUAUUUUUAUUUAUUAGAUGAAGCUUUAUUGGUGAAUGUAAUUUGAUUUGUAUGAAGAGCCUUACUCACACUGUGAAUAAUAAAGAUAGAACUGUGAUGCUUGAGA
Messenger RNA from Archocentrus centrarchus (flier cichlid), 2366 nucleotides. It is a transcript of the gene cstpp1, whose product is annotated as centriolar satellite-associated tubulin polyglutamylase complex regulator 1. Lineage: Eukaryota; Metazoa; Chordata; Actinopteri; Cichliformes; Cichlidae. The transcript has 10 exons. Bases 124 to 1158 code for a protein of 344 amino acids. The record is from RefSeq and is a predicted model, not a curated record.